Messenger RNA from Rosa chinensis, 550 nucleotides. RefSeq lists its product as uncharacterized. The record is from RefSeq and is a predicted model, not a curated record. NCBI's taxonomy places the organism in Eukaryota, Viridiplantae, Streptophyta, Magnoliopsida, Rosales, Rosaceae. Bases 121 to 471 code for a protein of 116 amino acids. The transcript is spliced from 4 exons.
GAACCCUCCCAAAUUGGACUUUUCAGAGGAAAAGAAAGAGACCAAAGAAAUGCGGUUUUGAACCAGACUCUGUGGUUUCCAGAAUGAUGAUACGUGCACUCUGUGCUGCUGGAAAAGCUGAUGUGCCAAUGGAAUUUGACAAGGAAAUGGUACAGAAGGACAUCGGACACCGACAGAAGCCUGAGGUUUAGGUUAGAUAGAGGUUUUGCAUCCGGAAGCGUCUAUCUAACUUCAGUUAACCCAUUUUAUUAUGAUGCAGCCCAAUUCAACUUUUUGGAGGCGGUUCCAUUGUUGAAGAAGGCGAUCGUGAAGAAGAGGGUCGAGCAGUUCAAGAGGCCCCAAAGCGACUGCAAGAUCUGCGUCAGGAUCUUACAGUUUUGCAGUUUUCUAAGGUUGAAUUGCUCCCAAAAGGCUUGGAGAUCGGGUUUCUUUCACAGAAGGGCAAUUGAUUCCCUUCUUCAAAACAACUGAAAUCUAAGGAAAUGCUUGAAUAUUUUUACAUAGCUGUUUAUUCUCACUGAAUUCAGAAGAAGAGGCAGAGAAUAGAAAG